CCUCAAGCUUUGAAAAGAAAAAUCCUCCUCCUUCCUCCUUACUGCUCAUUCUCCUCCUCCUCCUCCUCCUCCUCCUCCUCCUCCCUCCCUCCCUUCCCCUGCUGGGCCAGAAUAAAAAGACCUCAAAAACCAGUCAAAAACCUCUCUCUCUCUCUCUCUCGGGCUUUGCUCUGAGCUCAGAGGCAGACUCCAACGUUAAAAAGCUCCUGAGAGCUGCACCCACUCAGCUCCUACUGUUUCCUUGGUGUAGUUCUUCUUAACCUCCUAGAUUGAAAAAUAGCUCCGGAGUGUGGUAACUUCAUCAUCAGUCAUCCGAUAAUUGCUAGCAGAAGCACAUCGACCUCUUCCUUCGUCGCCGUCUAUUAAUAUUUUCCUUUUGGGGGACACUGAGCAUAUUCCUCUGGGGGAAUUGGAGAUGUUUGGAGUACCGAGCCAUCAAUAUCCUCAACAACUUCAUCGGACAGAAACAGGAUAGGAUCAAUGAGCCGAUCAUCAAGUGAUGAAAUGGAAAUUAAGGAGGCAGAAAGGACAGUUGUUGCUAAACCAGUAGCUUCGCGUCCCAGUUCUUCAAGUUUCAGAUCGUUCUCGGAGCUUCUUGCUGGCGCGAUCGAUGCCUCUCCCUCUAACCCAGGCAAUGAGAUGGCUGUUACUGCCAUUAGACCAAAGACCGUGCGGUUCAAGUCGACUGUAAAUCGUGCUCCUCCUCCUCCUGCUCUAGUGGUUGCAUCGGGCCAGGCAGAAACCUUAGGGACUGCAACUUAUAAUUCUGCCAAAGAUGCGACCAUGAAAUCAGACAGCAGACGAACCGUUGUGUACAAACCACUUGCAAAGGUCGUCUCAAAAUCGACCGUCUCCCUCUUGGCAAAUAUGGGGAACUUCAAUGUCGCUCAUCAACAGGGACCGGCCCCACCUGAAACCCGUGUUCGGAAUCAAACCGUGGAGAAAACAAGCUCAAGAUCACAGUACAGUUUGAAUCCCCAGCAGCCCAUUCCUCCACCUGCCGAGCACAGUCAGACAAUCAGUGAACCAACGAAGGUUGACGACCCGAAGAUAUUAAGCUCCUCAGCAAAUGUGGACCGUCCUUCUUAUGACGGGUACAACUGGAGAAAGUAUGGGCAGAAGCAGGUCAAAGGGAGCGAGUACCCGAGGAGCUACUACAAGUGCACUCACCCAAACUGCCCAGUGAAGAAGAAAGUCGAGAGAUCGUUUGAUGGACAAAUCGCAGAGAUAGUUUAUAAAGGCGAGCAUAACCACCCGAAGCCUCAGCCCCCAAAGCGGAGCUCUUCGGGCCCGCAGGAAGUAGGUACUACCACGCAGGAAGCUGCAAAACCAAACGUUCAGGUCGAGGAGAGGAACGAAGGGUUGGAUGUGAGAAUAGAGAACAAUCAAGAUAGUGAAAAGGGCGUGUUGGCACAGACGAAUAGUUACCGGGGCAAAGGUCUGCAAGGCAAGGACCCUGCGGGAAUCUGGAUAGUAAGUAACAAUGCCAGGACGGGAACUCCGGAUAACUCAUGCGGACUUAGUGGGGAGUGCGAGGAUGGAAGUAAAGGGAUGGAGGUGGAGGAUGAUGAACCCAGAAGCAAGAGAAGGAAAAGUGAGAAUCCAUCUGCAGAAGCAGGCAUAUCCGCCGAUGGAACGCAAGAAUCCCGAGUGGUAGUGCAAAAUUCAGCAGAACCGGAGAUCGUGGGGGAUGGCUUCCGAUGGAGAAAGUACGGGCAGAAGGUCGUGAAGGGAAAUCCAUACCCGAGAAGCUACUACAGAUGUACGAGCCUCAAGUGCAACGUGCGGAAACAUGUAGAGAGAGUAUCAGACGAUCCCGGAGCCUUUAUAACAACAUACGAAGGAAGGCACAACCAUGAAAUGCCGCUAAGGGGCUCGAACGCAGCAGGACUGGAGCAGGACCCCCAAGCCGCUACCAGUAAAGAUAACCCGUGACCCCAAUCGACCAUAGCUUUCGAUCCAACCGGCAUUAACCCAACGGUGUUGGCUCUUCCGAUUUUGUUGUUAAUUUUUUCGUCUUUCGACUUAGUAGGAUAAUUUUUUCUUCAAUAUUUUCCCUCGUUGUAAUAAGCAAUUUUCCUGCAUCCAUCCCAAAUUUUGUCACAAGAUUCUUUCUGGUCCUAACUUUUGGAACAUUUUGUAGCCUUCUUUAACUAAGUGUAAUGUGUUAAUGAUCUUUAGUUCCA
Punica granatum (pomegranate) is the source of this 2186-nucleotide messenger RNA. The record is from RefSeq and is a predicted model, not a curated record. Lineage: Eukaryota; Viridiplantae; Streptophyta; Magnoliopsida; Myrtales; Lythraceae.